AUGGGGUCCACUCAAUUCGGGAACUUUCACAACUUUUGUCGCGACUCAACCCUACCAGUCUGCAAUCUUUUCACCAAUCAAACCGCGACUACUGCCUUCCACGCGUGCGAUCUAACCGGCAUUCCUCUCAGUGGGGAGGACAGAUACCUUCGGAACUUAGGUUCAAUCCUGCUGGCCUUCAUUGCCAUUGUCUUGACCGUGGGCAUGAUAUGGAGAUCGGACAAGAAGCACGCUGCCGUCGGCCGGAGGGAAAUGCAAUUGUUCUUACUCGGUUUCAUCAUCAUUGAGAUCUGUGAGAUCUUCACAGUGGGUGGCUUUCCACUCAGCGACGCAGUCCGAAAGGGGUUUUCCGCAGUACACAUUGCCGCGAUCACUGCUACUUGCUGGGUCCUUCUCAUGAACGCACUUGUCGGAUUUCAGUUGAUUGAUGACGGCACAGUAGCCUCCAUCGGUCUCAUAUGCGCAUCUGCUGCCGCCCUCUUCAUCGGGACUGGCUAUAUUGCCUUGGACACUGGAUUCGAUUGGACUGGUCGUUUCCAGUCAAGUCACGAGCCACCAAAUCGCAACAUCGCCCUCUAUGUUCUGUACCAACUCUUCCCACUCGUUUGUCUUGUCUUUUUCUACCUCCUGGAAGCCGUACUAGUGCUCCGCGUCCUGGGCGAGUUCCGACCAAUGCUGUAUCUCACCGGUGCUGGCUUGUUGUUCGCAAUUGGUCAAGUCUUCAAUUAUGUGAUCAGCACCCACCUGUGCCAGGCCUCGGGCGGCAAGAUCAAUGGCGCUUUAUUCGAAACUCUCUUCACCCUCCUUUCUGUCUCCGGGGUCUGGGCCUUCUGGAGCAGUAUCACUGAAGAUGACUGGCCUCUCCCCGUGGGUGGCGGUGGUUACAACUGAUUUGUUAAUUGUGUCAUUUGCAUUAUCUAUGACUUUGCUUCGUCAGUUCCUUG
Molecule: messenger RNA, 944 nt
Organism: Penicillium coprophilum
Lineage: Eukaryota; Fungi; Ascomycota; Eurotiomycetes; Eurotiales; Aspergillaceae
Product: chitin synthase export chaperone
Exons: 7
Coding region: 1-891 (296 amino acids)
Biological process (GO): protein folding
Cellular component (GO): endoplasmic reticulum membrane
Source: RefSeq, a predicted model, not a curated record